AUGAGCUCCAACAUCCAACAACUUCAAGCGCACAACAAAAUAAUUGAGAAUCAACUAGCUCAAAUUGCACAACAAGUUGGGAGUUCUACCUCCAAUGCUAGUGGUCAAUUUCCAAUCUCAACGGUUGUGAACCCGAAGGAGCAUGUCAAGGCUAUCACAUUGAGGUCCGGGAGAGGGUAUGAAGGUCCGGUAAUGAGUGAAGAUGUGCCACAAAAGAGAGAUGAGGGUGUGGAGGUGAGAAAUCUCUUGUCCAACAAAAGUAGGCUUGAAGAGAGUGCAACCAUCUCCCUUCCAAUGGAGGUGAGCGCAAUCAUUCAAAACAACCUUCCCCGAAAGCUUGGUGACCCGGGUAGCUAUGCAAAUCCGGUGAAGAUUGGAGAUAUGGAAGCCAUGGAUGCUCUUUGUGAUCUUGGGGCAAGUGUAAGCUUGAUGCCCUUCUCAAUUGCGAAAAAUUUAAAAAGUUGGUGA
Molecule: messenger RNA, 468 nt
Organism: Chenopodium quinoa (quinoa)
Lineage: Eukaryota; Viridiplantae; Streptophyta; Magnoliopsida; Caryophyllales; Amaranthaceae
Exons: 2
Coding region: 1-468 (155 amino acids)
Source: RefSeq, a predicted model, not a curated record